UCACUUGUCGCGUCAUUGUCUUUGGUCCUGGAUGUUCCUCGUUCACACAUGAAAACAACAUAGUUAAGUUAAUAAACAAUAUGUACAAAAGAAGGCAGAUUACUGUAAUUCUCUGUAAAAAUGGAAGAUAGAGAGAGAGAAGUGAAGUACAGCAGUCAGCUGUGGCUUGUUGCAGCUUUCGUUCGAACAUGUUGAGAGGGGCUGUUAGUUUGAGCGAGUUCCAAUCAUUUGCAGCGGCAAAAUGAAAGGAGUUUUCACCAAACACAGUGCGGACUUCUGGAAUACUGAGCCGAAUGAAGUCACUGGAUCUUAAAUAGCGAUAGCUGUCGGAAAUGUGCAGAAGAUUUGAGAGGUAGCGAGGUGUCGUUCCCAAAAUGGAUUUGUAGCCCACGAGCAGCCAAUCCACCAGUCUGUAAGGAUCACAGUGGUGGGUGGUGAAGGGUGCACUUGUGGAAAAUCACAGAUUGCUGAGUGGUGGAGUGUGUCCAGUUUUCUGAGCGUGGUCUUUGAUGCCAUUUAAUAAAUGAUAGUGAAAUGGAGGAUGAGGGUGAAUUUGGCAGAGUAUGUGAGGAAGGCCUUGUUUUGAUACAGGAAAUCCAGUCUGGCUUUGACUUUAGCCAGAAGGAUUUUGAUGUGUAUGUUAAAUGAGAUGGAUGAAAACAACGUUUGCGGAGACGCACAUGUGCGCCGGCUCGUUUCCCCAUCCGGCACUUACCUGCGUGCGUAAAGGUGAGCGCACCUUACCCCAAAAUGUCCAGUGAUUCCGACUAGUCCGUAGAAAAGUCGAAAGGAAGUCCGCGGGAGAUGUUUCCCGUCUGAUAAAGAGUUUCUUUUUCUGGUGUGAGAGCUCCGGGAAUCGUAGCAGAACACAGAGUUUAAAACAAAAAUAACUCAAAAAAAUGCACACCAACGCACCGAGGCAUUCAUCCGCAGCGCCAUGUUGUUCUCUAAUGUUUUUACAAUCAAAUGGUAGAUGAUUAGUUUAGGAAAUCACAAAUGAAACAACAUACUUGUGACUUUAUAAUACAUAUUCUAAAGUGUUACAUUCAAUAGGAAUAAUGGGAUGAGAGCCAUAAAUCGAGCAGUGCAGUACAGUUAGACACAUUGUUGCUUUUACCAAUCUAUACCAUGACCAUACUCUUCCUUCAACCUCUCCAAAUCUGUGAGGUAAUCAUUUACCGAUGAUAGAAUCCUGCACGCAGCCUUUUAUCAACCUUAACAUUGACAUAGUAUGUGUGUGUGUGUGUGUGCGUGUUUUCACUGUGAAGUGCAUUCCGCUAAAAUAUCUGCCGUUACGUUCUUCUCCAAGUCGACGGGAUCUGAGUGGAGCGGCCAGCAGCUUCGAUCGAGGACUGAUGCCAGGACGCCCGUAUCACUCUCUGAGGACGUGCAGAACAUCGACAACACGGAUGCACACUUUCACCCGUUGACCCUAAAGAGGACCAUCGUGCCCCCUAACGUGCCUGCAGCGCGGCGAACCCCCGUUCCUGGAUAUACAGGCAAGGCUGCUCACGCUAACUCUGCUGCUGAGGCUGCAGUCUCUGUCCCCGCUGUCUCCAGUCCUGCAGGCUCCUCCGGUCCCGCCUUUGGACGUGCGGCGCCCUUGUCUCGAAUGGUGACCACCGUGACCCCCUGCAACCCUUUCCUGAGACCCGCACUUCCUGUCACACGGGAGCAGGCGAGGGGACAGCAGACAAAGCAGAGGAGAAAGUUUUGAAGGUGCCAGCUUCCCUUUUUAUGCCAUCCAAUCUGUUUGUAUGAAUACGCUUAUAAUGAUGUGAUGUCAGCGGCUGAUUCGCAGUGAGUUGGAGAAUAAUGAGAUGCCCCAUUAUCAUAAUUUCCCUGAUUUAGAUGAGUGGUUUUCUAACUCCGGGUAGUGAGCUCUCACAUUGUCCUCUUAAACAUUUGCUCUCUCACUGACUCGCUCACUAACUCAUUGUGUGUGUGUGUGUGUGUGUGUGUGUGUGUGUGUGUGUGUGUGUGUGUGUGUGUGUGUGUGUGUGUGUGUGUUUAUAUCAACCCAGACACUUUGUGUUGCAUGAAGGGAAAUGAGAGGGACCAAACAGAAAAUAUUGAGGAAAGUAAGGAUUUUAUGCACUAAUGUUAUAUAUUUAUGAACAGCAUAUUUAAAAAAAACACUGACAGGUAUAAGAGGUCCAUUAUAAGUCCCGUUUUGGUAUCAACCAAAGCUGAUUUGGUCUGAAAGUAUGUAUUAAAUACAGUCUGCAGUUCACAUCAUUUGAGCUGUUGGUUUUUCUCACGAUGGGACUCCCAUGUAAAUGCAAUAGCUUCAUGUCUGUGGUUUGUGCAGCUUUACGCUUCGGCAGGAAAUCGGGAUGAGCAGGUUAUCCUGUUUCUCUUCAUCUAUAUUUUGUUUAGAUUUACAUCGCACGAGUUUGGUGAUAUUGUCAGGGGUUAAGAUUGUGUGAUCACCGAUGCUUUGCGUUUCAAAUCCACACUUAAAUGAUUUUAUAUUUCUUCAAUGAUUAAGUAUUUCACAUCCAUUCAGGUCUGGGGAGCCACAAGAGACAGAAUAAAAUAAAAGGUAAAAGCAGCAGAGGUUGAAAUACGCUGAAUCUAAAUUGUCUUGAGUAUGGUCCAGGCUCCAAAAGUUUUAAUUCGUACAUUCCCCCAUAAUUAAGCGCUAUAGCAUAUUUUAUUAGACAUCCCCAGGGUUAAUUUUUUGACCAAAUAAAUCAAUUGUUAUGCAUUGAAAAAAUAAAUUUCAAUUAAUACAUAACAUUGAAUGUAUAGCUGUGUGUAAAAAGGUGACUUUAAAAAUGAAAAUUCCGACAAAUACCAUGAGAUAGCAAUUUGAAUAUUGCUUUUAGCAGUUUUUCCUUUGUUAAGAUGAAUUAACUAUCCAUCAGCGGCUCGCUGAGUGACGACAUGCAGCGGCACUCCUGUGGUUCGGUUCCCCAUCUUCCACCUCUGGACAAACCGGUGACUCCCAGGGCAACGUUAAGUAUGCAUAUUAACAUACAAUAACUUUAUAUUUAAUAAGUUACCGGGAGUCCCAUUUCCCCCUUUUAAGCAGCCGCUAACUGCCUCCCGAGCCUCCUGGACCGGGACGUUGCAGAACUAAUAUCAACCCUCCAUCAAAGUCAAAGUAACGGAGCGUCACUGGGUUCAAUAACUGUAACGUGGCGACUGGAGUUUUCUAAUUGAAAGCCUUUAUUGGCUGCAACCCUUUACUGAAAAGGGGGAUCACAUUAUUGUAACACUUUCUAGCAAUGUGUUACUGUAAAUCAUGGAUCACUCUUCCUUUUGGCCCGACAUGAGGAGACAGCUCAGUUGGUGAGUGACAUUUAGUAACCACCGACUAACGUGGUGGACAACCUGGGCUUUGGAAGCCAGCGUUCAGUCACAGCCACUUUGUUAUGUGACGAAGAGAUGGUUGGUCAACUGGUGGUUUUUUUCCCAGAUAGGAACCCAUUUGGUAGCACUUAACGUUACAGCUCAGAUAAUGUGAUAUUUGGAUAUAUAUUUGGUAAUAAUUAUUAUAAUAAUAAUGCCAUGUAAGUUCCUCACACAUAACCAGAUAAUUACUUUGUAUAAACAAUGGGCAAUAUUGGACUGACCUUCAUACACAAAGGAUAGAAAGGCCAAACACGUUUAAAGAUUCCCACAAGGUAAAAUUAUUAUAUUUUUGUGACAAUAAAGUUAACGCAUCAGUUCAAGGUAAGAUAGUAAUAUGGUGAAUUAAUUGGUUAUAAUGGCUCUUUAUUGAGGUAUUCUGCGAUGAUGUGUUCACAAUAUUAUGUUAUAGUCAAAUUAAUUUUCUAAACGUUCCCUUUUGUUUCAAGGAAAUCCUUUGAAAAUGUAUUUAAUGCUCUACCUUGUUACCCGGAAAGAAGCUUUGUCUCUGUGUGAUAAAAUGUUAUGCAUUGUUUUACAUUUCAAAACUGUUGUUGAAUUGUACCUUGGAAUUGUCUGUAUUUAAAACCAAUAAAAUGGCGCAAAACUCCUCUA
Gasterosteus aculeatus aculeatus (three-spined stickleback) is the source of this 3972-nucleotide messenger RNA. The record is from RefSeq and is a predicted model, not a curated record. NCBI's taxonomy places the organism in Eukaryota, Metazoa, Chordata, Actinopteri, Perciformes, Gasterosteidae.